AACUUCACGAAGAAAUUCUCAGAACACAAAGCUUAGAGGGAAGUUUCUCUCACUACUUUCUCCCCCCCCCCCCUUUCUCUCUAAAUCCCGCUUCUCUGGAGCCCUUUCUGUAUCAUCUCUGUCUUCUCAACAAGCGUUUUCGAAGGUUUCGAUUUGGCUUUCAAUCGAUUAAUUCGGAGUUUUUUUUGGGAGACGGGUGUUUCAGAAUCGAGAUCCAGAUUUUUCACUGAUUUUCAGCAGACUUUUACAGUUUUUUUUUGGGUUUUUUAUUAGGGUUUUGUUGGUUUUGCUUUUGAGGUAAUCAGCUAAGAGGGUUCGUUUUUUGUCCCUCUGGUUGUUUCUCUCUCUACCCUAUUUCAGGGCAUCUCUUUUCUUCGCAUUUUUUUGUUUUCUCUCUCUUCUGUACAUGCUUGCUGGUACUUGCCGGAGACUGUGUUUUAAUUAGGGUUUUCGCACGGGUUGAUCUGCUUUCCAGAACAAGUUUAGAUAGAGAGUGUGUGACUUGGGCUUUUUUUUCCUUAUGCCAAGUACUUCUCUCUGCUCCUUGUCGUGUAAAGUGAAAUCUGGUGCUUUCUCUUUCUACCUACCUCUUCUUUUCUCUCUCUAGAACUCUCCCUUGAACCCCUGUGUUCUGGUUUUAUAAGAAACAGGCAGGUUCCUUUUCUUCUUCUCUUUCUCUCCCUAUAAACAGAGUCAUGGCAACAGCUGUGGGGACUUAUAGUAGUGUGCCCCUAUUCUCAGAUCCUUUAGAGGAGUUGAUGAAAGUACUGGAACCUUUUAUCAAAGGUGCUUCACCUCCUCAAGAGGACCCAUCUCUCCUUCCUAACAACCCCUCAUCUUCUUCUCUCUCUUCCUCUCCUCUCUCUACAAAUCUACAUUCUCUCUCUACAGAUCUCCAAUUCUCACGUAACCCAUCAUCUGUAUAUCCAUCCUCUAGCCUCUCAACCCCCUCUUCCUCUUCUCCCAUGGUUUCACAGGGUGUCUUCGUGCCUGAGCCCGCUUUCUUGUCAAUGGCUCAUGAGCACAGAACCGACAUCCAGCCCACCUUGAAUCCACUUCAAAUCCAAGCCCAAGCCCACCUUCAAUGGCAACAACAGCAACAGCAAUCUAUCCAGUUUCACCAUUCUCAUCCUCAAGCCCAUCAAAGGCUCAACCCCUUGGCGUUUCUUGGACCCAGGGCUCAACCCAUGAAGCGAAUGGGUGCACCCAGGGCCAUGAACCAUGGAUCCACUGGGUCCAAGCCCGCUAAGCUAUAUCGAGGAGUGAGGCAGAGGCAUUGGGGGAAAUGGGUUGCAGAGAUCAGACUCCCUAAAAAUCGAACCAGGCUAUGGCUCGGCACCUUCGACACAGCCGAAGAAGCUGCUCUUGCCUAUGAUAAAGCUGCCUACAAAUUAAGGGGAGACUAUGCCAGGCUUAACUUCCCCCACCUCAGGCAUCACCUAGGGUUUAAUGGUGGGAAUGAGCUAGGUUCUUUGCAAUCUUCAGUUGAUGCUAAGCUUCAGGCCAUUUGUCAGGGCUUGGUGGGUUCGGGUCAAGUAUCUGUACCGAGUGCGACUGGACUUGUGAAGACCGAGGAAGUGACCUCAGUGGUAGGUUCGGAGAGUGAGGAUUCAGGCGAGGUGGCCGGAAAUUCAUCGCCCUCCCCGGAUUUGUCACCGGAUUCCGGCGUGAAGCAGCCAGAUUUCUCAGGGCCACCUUGGGAUGAUUUGGACGCUUAUCUUUUGAUGAAGCUUCCUUCUUUGGAUCAAGACUUGAAUUGGGAUCUCAUCUUGUCUGAUGUCUAAUCCCUCUUUUCCCCUUCCUUGUUGAUUAGUUCUUGUAAUGUUUUUGGGGUUUUUCUUUGUUUAAUUUUGUUAAUUUGGGCAGCUGUUGCAAUGGGUUUUUGCUUUGCAACGCUCGUUCAGAGGUUUAGGGUCAGGUUAACGUGAAUUAUGUUUGGGUUAAUCAUGGUUUUAGGGUUAUUUUUUGAGGUUUGUCACCUUUAGUGAUUAGGAUUUAAGCCCGGUUUUUGCUGGUUUUGUUGCAAAAACGGGCAAAGCGGCAGUCCGCUUAUUAGUUUGUUUGAUGUAAUUAAUAUAAAAUAGUCAAUUGUAUUUGUGUUUGGGAAUUAUGUGCCUCUUUGUUUGUUAUUAUUCUUGUUUCCCAUUUAUGUUUAGUAAGCGAUGUCAAUGAAUUUGUAGUGUCAGUAUUU
This is a messenger RNA of Amborella trichopoda, 2191 nucleotides long. Its product is annotated as ethylene-responsive transcription factor ERF060. Gene Ontology annotation, biological process: regulation of DNA-templated transcription. Gene Ontology annotation, molecular function: DNA-binding transcription factor activity; sequence-specific DNA binding. Lineage: Eukaryota; Viridiplantae; Streptophyta; Magnoliopsida; Amborellales; Amborellaceae. The record is from RefSeq and is a predicted model, not a curated record. Gene Ontology annotation, cellular component: nucleus.